AUGUCUGAGAUCAAGAAGUACACCCUUGGAGAUUUCCAGCUUCAGAGUGGCGAGGUUCUACCUAGUGCCUGGAUCGCUUACAAGACUUUUGGCGACCCUUCUCUCCCAGCUGUUGUGUAUCCAACUUGGUAUUCGGGAGCGGUUGCGGACAACGAAUGGCUGGUCGGCGACGACAAAACCCUGAACCCGAAGGACUACUUCAUCAUCAUUCCGGCGCUGUUCGGUAACGGCCAAUCCAUCAGUCCCUCCAACUCCGACGUCAGCCCAUUCCCCGACAUCACCUUUUACGAUAACGUCCGAGCCCAGUAUGAGCUUGUCACGAAAGAACUGAAGAUCAAGCACAUCAGAGCGGUAUUGGGAUGGUCCAUGGGCGCGGCACAAUCUUUCCAAUGGGCGACGCAGUAUCCCGACUUCACGGACAUCUGUGUUCCCUUUUGCGGUGCCGCCAAGACCGCGCUGCAUAACCAGGUCUUUUUGGAAGGAGUCAAAACAGCGCUGUUGGCUGCCAAAAGAGCUAGCUCCGCAGGGAGUGCUAAGGGACGCGUCGAGACCGCUGAGCAAAAGAAGAGCCUUCGCAUCUGGUCUGAUGAGGAGAAGGAGGUUGGCUUGAAGGCCUUUGGCCGUGGCUACGCGGGCUGGGGAUUCUCUCAAGCGUUCUAUCGACAUGAGCUGUACAAGGAGCAUUACAAGGCAAAGGAUCUCGAAGAGUUUCUAGUCACCUUCUGGGAGAAGUGGGCUUUGAGCAAGGAUCCAGAGAAUUUGCUUGUCAUGCUUCAGACUUGGCAGAGCGGCGACGUGAGUAAGCAAGAGCCGUACAACGGCGACUUCAAGAAGGCGAUGGCCGCAAUCAAAGCGAAGACAUUGGUGCUGCCUUCCAAGACCGAUCUCUACUUUCCACCGGAAGAUUCUGAAUACGAAGUUGCUUGCAUGAGCGAUGGUGUAGGAGAACUGGAUGUCUACCCGUCCAUUUGGGGACAUUGGGCCGGAGGGCCCCCAGGGAACUUCGACGAUGUAAAGUGGCUGGACGAUCGACUGAAGAAGGUUUUCGCGACAGCGCCGAAGAGAGGUUGA
Molecule: messenger RNA, 1071 nt
Organism: Colletotrichum chrysophilum
Lineage: Eukaryota; Fungi; Ascomycota; Sordariomycetes; Glomerellales; Glomerellaceae
Exons: 2
Coding region: 1-1071 (356 amino acids)
Biological process (GO): biosynthetic process
Molecular function (GO): acyltransferase activity, transferring groups other than amino-acyl groups
Source: RefSeq, a predicted model, not a curated record